AUGCAAUAGGAGUGGCAAUUGCAAAUACUCCUUUGUUGCAUACAGGGCAUACGGAGCUGUUCCUAAAUGUAACAUUCACUUCGUCUUGACACUUGUCUUUAUACAAGUUAAUAGUGAUAUGGUUAAACAUUUUGCUUGCUAAUUACUCUAAACAUUGUAAGAUGGGUGUGGAAUUUGCAGAUUUAGAGCGUUUCAUUUUUGACGAUUGCAAUGAAGAUGCAAGUUUGAGUGGUGAAAGCUUUGAUACGGAUGAGCCUAAUGGAAACAACGUUAAGCAUUCGCUUAAAAGCAAAAUUCUUGAGAGGCGCGAGAACCUUGGAUUGGGCAAGAUAACAGUAGAUUUUUCUCCGAAACAAAAUUACCCGUUGACAGAGAUAGAAAAAGAAAAGGAUAGGAAAAGAAAAGAGAGUAACAGAAUUUCAGCAAAAAAAUGUCGAGAAAAACAGAAGGAAGAUCACAAAAGAAACAAAAUGUUACUGGAACAACUAAGGGAAGACCAGCAGAAGUUGUUGAGCAGGGUGCAACAAAUUGAAGAGGAGAAAAAUAAAGUUAUGUUUGCAUUGAAAAAGAUAUUACCUGAUUCCUAUAUUCUAGAAACUUUAAAUCAAACUAACUAUCAUGAACUUCGUGAAAACGCUGUUGCUAAAGACAAUUUAGAAACCAUUAGAACUAUAGAACAGACACAAUUAAUACAAAAUGAAGAGCAAGAUUUAUUGCAUAUUACAAAUGAACAAAACAUGCAUGAGGAUGAACAUCUAGGAAGUGAAACCUUGUUUUCGUGUCUUAUUGGUGACCAAGGGGAUGAGGUACAAACAGUUGACCAGUUGGUUAAUUUUGAGAUAGGAAAUGAUAUUUUACUGUCUAUAUUCACGCAAUGAUAGGCAAUGUUAAUGACAUUGGAACUAAUGUGUAGGUUUUCACAAUGACUCAGUAUUUUAUGCUAGAAUCAAAAUUUAACCAGUACAUUCAAGUCUCAUUUUAAAACAUAUCAUUUCUUUUAAAAUAAUUAAUGAAAAUUAACCAACAACCAACAACAACAACAACAAACACACAAAAAAUAUUACUAACUUUAUGUAAUAAAUAACUAGUCAUGUUCUACCUUACAUAAACUAUUUACUUGGUAACAUCUUGGGAAAAUAUGUUUAUAUUUGAUAAGCCAAACAAAUUUAUGGAAUAGUCAUAUGUUUUAAUUUGUUGCAUAAUUAUUUAUCAAUUUGUAAAUUAAUAAAACAUAUUAAUAUGUA
Molecule: messenger RNA, 1244 nt
Organism: Ruditapes philippinarum (Manila clam)
Lineage: Eukaryota; Metazoa; Mollusca; Bivalvia; Venerida; Veneridae
Exons: 3
Coding region: 162-878 (238 amino acids)
Biological process (GO): regulation of DNA-templated transcription
Molecular function (GO): DNA-binding transcription factor activity
Source: RefSeq, a predicted model, not a curated record